GAGUGAGGAAGUCAGCGCGGAUUGGAAGAGCGUCGUUGGCAACCUGCGGGGCCGCGUGACCAAGGGCGGGGUGUCCAGGAAGGUGGAAUCUGGGCAUGGAGCUCGGAAACCCGUUGCCUACCUCGCCGGCAGCACCGGAGCGGGCUACGACUUCGGAAGGAUCAUGAAAAGAGACUACAGUAUCUGCUCCAUCAGCCGGUAUACAGGGAGGAACAAGAGGCGAAUCCUGCAGGCCGGGCAUCCUAACUUCCUUCAUGGCCACUGGGCACACCGCGCAGGGGUCGCUCACUACGGGACCUGGGUCACUAGCCACGAAGGGCCUGCAUCCGAGGACUGGAUCGCGCUCUGCGGGAACCGUGCAGGCCUCGUCUUUCGGGGUCGGGAGAAGAUCUCCAAUGGCCGGCAACCAGGGGCAGCGUCAGACUUCCACCUCUACAUCAACGAAGGCCGCCACGAGUUUUCCGACUUUGGCGUCAUGGAGGUUAUCGUCUGGGAUCGGCUGCUCACAGAAGACGAGAUGUUGACCACCAUGGAGUACCUAAAUUGGAAGCUUGAACAUGGCUCGCAGUGA
Molecule: messenger RNA, 571 nt
Organism: Symbiodinium pilosum
Lineage: Eukaryota; Dinophyceae; Suessiales; Symbiodiniaceae
Source: the annotation of a GenBank genome assembly